AUGUGUCGGUCUGUUGCACAGCUUCUGCGUGCUCCACAUGUCUCCCCGUAUUCUAAACUGGUGCGUCGCCACCCCUCGUCACUGAAGAUCUCCGAUCGAUCGAGGGCUGUGGCGAACUUCAGAUCCGUCGGCGUUGGUCAUGUUCGUCAUGCGUUCCUUGAUUUUCGCGGCCAUACAUUCGUUGGCCUAGCCGCGUCUCAUCGACAGUACUCUCAAAUUCCUACCUGCACGAUGAAAAGUUAUACCUCGUCAGAUACCAUGGCGGACAUACUCGGGACAGCUGACAUAAAACAAGAGAUUUUGGAUGAGAGUGUUGGAUCGCCUGCUGGUCAGGCUGCAGCCUCCUUAGAUCCUGAAUUCGAUGAAGCCGUUCCUAUCGAUCCCGAAGAGCUUAAAGAGGCACUGGGGCGACCACCUCCAGUUCAUAGCAGCUACCUUCCUCUACCAUGGAAAGGGCGCCUGGGAUAUGCCUGUCUAAACACGUACCUUCGCUAUGCCAAUCCUCCUGUGUUCUGUUCCCGGACUUGUCGCAUUGCUUCGAUUCUCGAAAAUCGACACCCACUCCAGGAUCCAGAUCAGCCUCCACAUCCGACGAAGAACCGACCAGAUCGCAACCAACCGGCCGAUAUAGCGCGCGGACAAGCUUUUGUGGAGGCAUUGGCACUGGCCAAUGCUAGCGACAUGAGUAAAAUACUACGUUGGAAUGACAAAUAUGGCAUCAAGUUCAUGCGGCUUAGCAGUGAGAUGUUUCCCUUUGCAAGCCACAAGGAAUAUGGUUACAAAUUGGCGCCGUUUGCUUCCGAGGUGUUGGCUGAAGUAGGCCGUGUAGUCGCAGAGCUCGGUCAUCGAGUGUCUGUUCACCCUGGCCAGUUCACCCAGCUAGGCACUCCGAGAACCGAAGUCGUGGAAAGCUCGUAUCGGGAUCUUGAGUAUCACUCCGAGUUGCUGCAGCUGCUGAAGCUGCCCCCUCAGCAGAACCGCGACGCUGUUAUGAUCCUGCACAUGGGCGGCGUGUUCGGAGACAAGGAAGCGACCCUGGAUCGAUUCCGUGAGAACUACGCGGGUUUGUCCCAGGAUAUCAAGAACCGACUUGUACUUGAGAACGAUGAUGUCAGCUGGUCUGUUCAUGAUCUAUUGCCUAUUUGUGAGGAGCUCAAUAUUCCGCUUGUCCUCGAUUACCACCAUCACAAUAUUAUAUUUGAUGCGAAUGAGGUCCGCGAAGGUACGCAAGAUAUCAUUCACCUCUACGAUCGUAUUGCCGCAACAUGGUCUCGCAAGAAUAUUACACAAAAAAUGCAUUAUUCCGAGCCUGAAGCAUCGGCCAUCACACCCCGCCAGCGUCGCAAACACAGUGCUCGUGUGUCAACUCUCCCUCCAUGCGCCCCUACGAUGGAUCUCAUGAUUGAGGCGAAGGACAAGGAGCAAGCUGUGUUCGAGCUGAUGAAGACAUUCAAGCUUCCAGGUCAUGAACUGGUCAACGAUCUGCUCCCACACCUACGAACAGACGAAAACAAGACAUUCAAGCCACCGCGCAGAACCAAGAAGAACGGCGACUUUGUCGAUCUUGAAGGCUCUGUGCCUCCACCCCAGAUCGUUUCCAAAGAAGAAAUGGGCAUGGGUGGACCCGAAAGGAGAGUCUACUGGCCUCCAGGAAUGGAGGAGUGGUUACGACCUGCUAAGAAAGCCGUACGUCCGACCAGUCCAGGCAAGGGAAAAAGAGCUUCAUAUAAGAAGGCGAAGCCGAAGGAAGACAGUGGACUUGAGACUCCGAAGAUAGCGACCAAGACUGCCCCGCGUACGUCUUCUCGCACUAAACGCAAGGCCGAGCAGAUUGAAUUGACUCCGGAAUCAUCUGAGCUGAGUGAUCUCUCCAAUACGCUGGAGACUCCUAAUUUGACUACUGUGUCAAGGCGAAGUACUCGGGCUAAAAAGAUCAACUACACCGAGGACAUCACUAGUUCCCUUGAUAUAUCCGAGACCCUGGCGCCCAAAUCGCGUUUCCGGUGGUCAAUCCUCCGCCCCAGGCCAUUUCUUUCCAAUACUACAGCCCCUAGGCUAUUCCCCUCAUUGCGUGCCUUCAUCCGUCGCCAGUCGAAACCGAGCACAGUUGCGACCGUCCUCCGUAUCCUCGUCGGCCCUCAGACCACCCGCCGAACCCAGAAUCGUCUUUGGAACCUCCGCCACGAGACUCUCCCCGCACUACGACACAGAGCUCAAUCGCGUAUCUACCAGGCGAUCGUCCAGCGACAGCAGCGACGUGCUGUGUAUAAGCGCGGACUCGGCCGGGUCUUCCUUGCCCUUCUGUCCCGACGGCUGCGGGGGAGACAAGGAGAUAACUUCUUGACUGGUCGUGCGAGAGCUAUUCGCGGGUCCCGGGAUAGGGCGAAUGUUGUGAAAGCACCGAUGUCACAGUCAUCAGCAUGGGGUGACAGCGCUUCAGCCCCUGGCAGCAAGCGAAAAAAGGCCUACGAGUGGCUGAAAGCAGCAAAUGAAUUGGGACAGGCAUACACUUCACGAUGGACUGCUCAAAGGAAUGGAGAUGACUACUAUAAUACACCCGGUGCAUUUCCUGAUGUUGAGAUCGCUCGAUCGGGCGACGAGCAGAUGGUCCUUUUUCCAAGCUACGCUAGACAAAUAACGCCAAAGAAAAGGGACAACAAGGCUCGCGAACGUCGGGAUUCCUGGACUGAAACGUUGGAUGAUUACCGUGGGGUCUCUGCAGAAGAUGGUGAUCGGGACUGGACCGAGAAAGAGAUCGAUAAUGCUGUGGUCGAAGUCGAUGUACGUGGCUGGAUUUAUUCUCCCAGCAGUGGGCCAAUGAGUCGGAAGCAUCGAUUGAUGGUCAAGCUGGCUAGGACGCUGAGCGGUAUUCCAGUGCCUACAGAUACACCAAAUGACGAUAGUCCUGACAGAAUAUCAGCCAGACGAGAGGAUGAGGAUGUGAAAAAAGAGAUGAAGGACUUGGUUGAUGCUGCGGAGCAUGAUGCAGAUCAGGCUUGGAAAAACUCCAAUGAAGAUCGAGGCCGAGCAGAUAUAGGUCAGCCCAUGCAAUGGAGCAAUGACCAGAUAUCUUUAGCCAAUGCGCAUUUGAUGGAGAGACUGCGACCGUUUUUGACGAACCCUGUUGCUGUCACACCUGUAACCAUCUUCUUUUUCAAUGAAAGUGAGAGUGAGUCCAGAAAUAUCAUGACAGAUGAAUCCGGUCACUUUACGUUACGAGCUCCAAUGCCCUUCGUCCCGACUCACAUUCGUGUGCUUGCGUCUGAAGACCUUUCUGCUGCGAGGCAGAUUGAAAUCAUUAAACCGGUGGGUAUCAGCCUGAUCAGCGAUAUCGACGACACGGUGAAACACUCGGCCAUCGCCAGUGGCGCCAAGGAGAUGUUCCGGAAUACAUUCGUUCGUGAACUGGCAGAGUUGUCAGUUGAUGGAGUCAGUGAUUGGUAUACGGAAGUAGCCAAACGGGGUGUGGAAAUGCACUACGUUUCCAAUGCUCCUUGGCAGCUAUACCCUCUUCUAGAACGAUAUUUCAAGUGUGUUGGACUCCCACCAGGCUCGUUCCAUCUCAAACACUACACGGGUAUGCUACAAGGCAUAUUCGAACCCACGGCCGAAAGAAAACGCGGGUCACUGGAGCAGAUCAUGCGAGACUUUCCAGAGCGCAAGUUUAUUCUUGUGGGUGACAGUGGUGAGGCUGACCUCGAGGUUUACACCGAUCUCGUUCUACUUAAUCCAGGCCGAAUCCUGGGAAUAUUCAUUCGUGAUGUCACCACUCCGGCUCAGCAGCCGUUGGCUCAGCUAGGAGUGAAUAGUGGCCACAGUCGCAGCUCACCACAGCUUGCAAAUCCACCAGAUAGAAAAGCAAAUGCACCUCCGCUGCCCCCUCGUCGGCCUCCUACUGACAGCUAUUCCAAGAACAUCGAAAUCGGUGAUUUGAUUGAUCUCCGGGUCGAUGAUGAUGCCUUGGAGAGUAAGAAACCCCCACCAGCUAAUCCACGAGUGCCUCCAACCAAACCCACGAAGCCAUCUUCACUACGCACAGCGACAGAGGCAGCGAAUAAAGAUGCCAGGCCACCGCCGGAGGUCAUUCGACGCAAGGCAGCUCCCCCAUUGCCACCCCGACAGUCUUCCACAGCGCAUACAGACUCGCUUAUUGAUCUCGAUACCCCCAAGCCGCUCUCUCGCGUCCAUACUGAACCAGUUGUUCAUGAAAGAGACCAAGAUACGACAACAACAUCUCGAUCCAGACCCCCACGUCCACCUCCACCCCGACGCACGAAUACCACAUUGUCAGCUACCAGCUCCGCAAGCAACACAGCUGCAUCUCGACCUCCAACCUCACCACCAAAACAAUCAUAUCCGGCAUCCGCAGCUCAAGCCGCGCUACAGUACGCAACGGAGCGUCUGAAUCUUUCCGCCGCGCCAAUACCGUCAAUCCGACCAUCUGCCUCAAACCAGUCUUUAGCACGUUCAUCCAACAGCUACAAUGACUCGGGCAUGCCACCCGCUCCACUGCCUAAUAAACGAGAAGAGCUAUGGCGACGCCGAUGGGAACGGGCAAGUGAUGCCCUAGAACGACAUGGAGUUAUUUUGGGCAGUUGGCGCGUCGGGAGUGAAGCCAAGUCUGUUUGUAUAUGGCUGAUCGAUGAAGCAAUGAAGGAGAUCAAGGAAAAUGGUGUGAAUGGCAAAACAGCCGAUAGAGUAACUCAAUAUCUGGGAAUCAAAUAUGCAAACCUCAAAGAUAGGUUUGCCUCGGCCGAACUCAUCACAUCCCAAAACGGCAUCUUUGAUGCCACAACCGACGGGCCAACUGCCUUGUCGCCUCCAAUUGGAUGUGAUAUCGAAUUGAGCCAUGUUCAGCACCAACUGCCCAAAAAGGAUCUAUCUCAGUCCGAUCUUGAUUGUCUCAAUCUCAACAUUGCAGUGCCUUCCGAUGCCACACCGGAGUCAAAGCUCCCGGUUCUCUUCUUCAUUCAUGGCGGUGGCUUCGCUAUUGGGGCGAAUUCAUGGCCUCAAGCAGAGCUCGCACGGCUAGUGAAGCUGUCAAUUGAGAAGGAGCUCCCGGUAAUCAUUGUUGCGAUCAACUAUCGUCUCGGAGCUCCAGGAUUUCUCACUUCUGAAGAGCUACGCAGUGCAGGGUAUCAAUCGAAUAACGCUCUUCGUGAUCAGCGUGUAGCUCUGCAAUGGGUACAGAAACAUAUUAGUGAUUUUGGAGGAGACCCAGAUAAUGUAACCGCAGGAGGAAGCAGUGCAGGAGGAGCAUCGGUGACUUAUCAACUGCACUCGCAAACACCUCUCUUCAAGCGUGCGAUUGCAAUUAGUGGAACAUCAUUGCUUCUUCCCGCGCUGCCGUAUCCUGUUCACGAGGAUAAUUACCAGAAAGCUAUCACUGCCUUGGGCCUUCAAAAUGCGACUGCUGAGGAGAGAGUUAAAGCACUAGUAGAGAUGCCAGGCUCAGAUCUUGUCAAUAAGCUCCCACCUUCAAUACUGAGCAUGCCUGCUCUAGACGGUGAUUUUAUCCAGCCAGGUGUGACCUAUACCGAGUUGUUGAAAUCAGAUUCGAGUAUUCUUCCUGGCAAGCGUUGGUGCAAAGAUCUAUUCAUUGGCGAUGCAGCAAUCGACUCCAGUAUUUUCGAAUUCCUCGCACCGCAGAUAAAAACCAACUGCGCAAACAAAUUCAUAACCGCCAUCCACAAAGUGCUCUCCUCAUAUCCAGAAGAGGCAGAGCGUAUUAUAAACGCAUAUGGAAUUAUAGAAGACCUCCCAGACGAGGAAGCAAGAGUCCUAGUCCUCAACUUCUUAGCUGGUAUCUGUUUCCACGCACCUGCACUCUGCUUCGCUCAAGGCUGGAACGGAAAUGCGUAUGUAUACCACUUCAAUGAAGGGAAUCCAUGGGAAGGACCUUGGAACGGCCAUGCAAACCAUAUACUUGACGUGAUCUACCUGUUUCAGAAUCUGAACGAGUUCCUGAGUCCUGAGCAGCAGGCUGUGGCAGUUGCAUUUGCAGAGGAUGUUUUCAAGUUCUGCCAUGGUGUGGAACCUUGGCCUGCAGUAUCUGGGGAUAUUGAUACUGGGUUCUCGGCUCGUGUUUAUGGGCCUAGUCAGCGUGGACAAACUAUUGGCCUGAUUUCAGAAGCUUUUGGUGGUGAAGGUCUACGUCGGGGUGUUUUGUUUGAAUGUGCUAAAAAGGUGUCGCUGGACGAAUUGGCCAAAGUUUUCGGGGAGAUCACAUCUAGUUGA
Messenger RNA from Penicillium taxi, 6237 nucleotides. RefSeq lists its product as uncharacterized. Bases 1 to 6237 code for a protein of 2078 amino acids. Gene Ontology annotation, biological process: response to UV; nucleotide-excision repair. Gene Ontology annotation, cellular component: actin cortical patch. The transcript is spliced from 8 exons. The record is from RefSeq and is a predicted model, not a curated record. Gene Ontology annotation, molecular function: endonuclease activity; phosphatidate phosphatase activity. Lineage: Eukaryota; Fungi; Ascomycota; Eurotiomycetes; Eurotiales; Aspergillaceae.